Fusarium keratoplasticum is the source of this 765-nucleotide messenger RNA. RefSeq lists its product as uncharacterized. The transcript has a single exon. The coding region runs from base 1 to 765 and encodes 254 amino acids. Lineage: Eukaryota; Fungi; Ascomycota; Sordariomycetes; Hypocreales; Nectriaceae. The record is from RefSeq and is a predicted model, not a curated record.
AUGGCUAUGACAUACCAACAACCACAGAACUACGCUCUGCCACCCGGUCCUCAAGGACACGCUAUGCAUGGCUUUCCCCAGGGUCAAGCCAUGCAUUGUCCGCCACAAAGCCAAAUGCAAGGUCAAAUGCAUGGUGCUGCUCGAUUCAAAAUCUCAAAGCCUUCUUUCCACAGCCGUUAUGAGUGCAAGCCCGACAACGCACCUGACGGUCCCUCGGCCUACAGUCUCGAAAUAUCAAAGAACCCCAAAAAGCAUCCAGACUUGGCUCUGACUGCGGGAGGAGCUUCGGUCGCGGCGUGCUACUUUCCGGAAGCGAGCCGCUACUACAACAGCGACAGCAAGAUGUUCCGCAUCGGUCUCGGCGAUCCUGCCAAUGUGCAAUGGACCGAGAUGUCAUAUGGAGGCAAGGACAAGCAUGGCUGGUCAUUUUCAUUGAACCUCCCAAACACGGGGCAGCCGGUUCCGUUGACGUGGUUGAAAGACAACAGCGUGGCCGUGGAUGGAAUGUCGGCUUCACGUCUAAGCAACAACAACUUCAAACUCCAGGACCCCACUGGCCAGAUUAUGGCGGUAUUUACAAGCCACACCAUGAGUCUACGGCCUAGUUCAGUGGGCACACUGCAGAUUAACAUGGAUCUGGGCCCGAUGUUUGAGUACGCUGUCAUCACGACUUUAGUUUCCAUUUACGACUUCCAGAAACGUGAGGAGGAAAAGAGGUCCAGUUCCAGCAGCGCUGGUGGUGCUGCCGCCGCCGCUAGUGGUUAA